CAACCUCUAAACGGAGAGAGGAGCAGUAUCACCCGGACGGUCGCGGCAGCCUUCUGGCUUGAAUAUCUUUUUUCCUUUUUUUUCCUGGAUCUUACACAUCUCAAAUAAACCCCGGGAUGCCUUCAAAUAAAAACACCCAAGGAGGGAAAGCCUUUGGACUGUUAAAGGAGCAGCAGCGGCAGAAAUUGGAAGAAAUAAACAAGGAAUACCUGGAAGACCAGAAAUACAGGGAUGAAGAAGACCUGGCAGAAAAAUUGGAAGGUUUCAAGAAUAAAUAUGCUGAGUUCGACCUGACUGAUGAAGGAGAGAUCGACUUGAUGGGUCUGAAGAGGAUGAUGGAGAAGCUAGGGGUACCCAAGACCCACUUGGAGUUGAAAAAGAUGAUCGUGGAGGUGACCGGCGGCAGCAGCAGCAACACUAUUGACUACAGGGACUUUGUCAAGAUGAUGCUGGGCAAGCGCUCAGCUGUGCUCAAACUAGUCUUAAUCUUUGAGGACAAAGCCAAUGGGACUCCCUGUAAGCCAGAUGGACCUCCUCCAAAGCGGGACAUUGCUAGCCUACCUUAAGUUGAAAUGUCAGCUUGUAGACUGCUAGUGGAGCAGAGGGACCAUCGGUGGCUGCUUGGAAAUAGAGCUGUUCUCUUAACAUGUGGAGUUGUUGUAAUAGUGUGGGACCAGUGAUCGAGGAUGUGAUUUUUGUGAUUUAAGGUGUGUGCGAGGUGUCUGUUAUUUUGGAAGACUGAGCCCACGAUUGGCUAAAUUAUGUUUGACUGUGAAUAUUAUUAUUCAUCUUCUCUUUUUUUUUUCCUUAAUUAAAAUGUAGCAUUGAUAGUUGUACGUGUGUAAUCUGCUUGAUAAAUUAAAUUCAGUAGUAAGUGUUUCAUGGUUAUACUUUUAAGGGAAGACACGUUCCAUUUUUUUAACGGCGUGAAAGUAGGAUGCUUUAGGAGAAGCACAAGGAAAAGAAGCAGUUUUUUUCCCAACACAUUUUUGCACUGUCCUCAGUGGUCUUGCAUGGAUUCUUGCCAGGCUAAUCUUGGUCAGCGUCUCUCUUUAGAUCAGGUGCCAGAGAUUACAGGGCCAGGCCAUUUCCUCUGGGUCAGAGGCAUCAGCCCUCAGAGCUGGAAUACUGAUCUGGAAUCAGUAACAAGGUUAUCAUGUCCACUUGAUGAUAUGAAAAAAGCAAUUUUUCUGCAUUUUGAAUAUUAUACACUCACAUUAGCUGAGAGAAGAAUGAGUGAUCAUGUUGACCGUGGGACUUUCAGUAUCAUCGUGUGGUUUGAUGACCGAAAGCAAAUUUGACUCCGUUUUUUUUUUUUUAGAUCUGUAAGGUUAAAGCACAUGUUCAUUUUGGAAGGAGUGUGAUUUACAAGCACACGAAUAGUCUACAAGCAUAACAAAUGUACAUAAUAUACUACAGACAGUACAAUCAUAUUCUUUCCAAGUGCCUCAACAUGCAGAUACUGUAGAGCUUAAACACACAGAUUGAAGAAGAGAAAAAAAAAAGGAGGGAGUGCACACACGUGUUCAGUUCAAGCAGUCCAUUUAGCUUACUAAUUCCAGAAAUCCAUGAAAUCAUGUUCUUUGGCAUUUGGUAAGAUAGUUUUAAUGAUGUUUUGUUGAAUUUUAUUGAUAUGGUGUUUAUUAUUGCUUUCCACAACAUUCUGAGUGAGUGAUGUUCACAAGUGGUGGGUUUUUUUUAAAACAAAUGUAGUUUUCUGUAUUUUCCCUUUUCUUACCUUUUAUUUUUUAUGUCACAGCACACAGAGUUUAAGCUGUUUAUUGGGUAAUUUCACUGUUUAGAUUACCAUGUAUUUGUCUUGCGAUUCAUACGUGUUAUUCAUUUUCUUUUCUUGUCUCUGAUUCAUUUUCCUUCCCCUGUAUUCCCCGUGUUCAUCAGGCAGCCAUGUCUGUCUGUCUGUCUGUCAAACUGGGUUCAUUGUCCUGUGAAUUCUGUUAUUUGUGCCUCAGAGUUUGUCUCCAGUUGAAAUGUUCCUGUAACUCACACUUAUUUACUGUGAAUUUGGUACUUGUCGUAUUUUUAACUCACUUAACACAUUUAUUUUUUUUUUCCAGACUGAUAUUAUAAUGUUGUUUAACCAUCAUGCACAUUCUUUGCAGACACCAAAGGAAUUAAAAAUUCUUCGUACACUGGCCUGUUAAGUUUUGAAUUGUGUAUUGUUUUGUGGUAAUAGA
This is a messenger RNA of Scomber japonicus (chub mackerel), 2195 nucleotides long. RefSeq names its product allograft inflammatory factor 1-like (gene aif1l). Gene Ontology annotation, cellular component: ruffle membrane; actin filament. Gene Ontology annotation, molecular function: calcium ion binding; actin filament binding. The transcript is spliced from 6 exons. Gene Ontology annotation, biological process: ruffle assembly; actin filament bundle assembly. The record is from RefSeq and is a predicted model, not a curated record. The coding region runs from base 117 to 566 and encodes 149 amino acids. NCBI's taxonomy places the organism in Eukaryota, Metazoa, Chordata, Actinopteri, Scombriformes, Scombridae.